Messenger RNA from Umbelopsis ramanniana AG, 3410 nucleotides. RefSeq lists its product as uncharacterized. Lineage: Eukaryota; Fungi; Mucoromycota; Umbelopsidomycetes; Umbelopsidales; Umbelopsidaceae. Gene Ontology annotation, molecular function: clathrin light chain binding; clathrin-cargo adaptor activity; phosphatidylinositol-3,4-bisphosphate binding. Bases 32 to 3172 code for a protein of 1046 amino acids. Gene Ontology annotation, cellular component: clathrin-coated vesicle; actin cortical patch. The record is from RefSeq and is a predicted model, not a curated record. Gene Ontology annotation, biological process: endocytosis; clathrin coat assembly; actin filament organization. The transcript has 11 exons.
UUUCGUCCCAGAACGCUUCAUCUUCCUCCCAAUGUCGUAUCUCUCAUCGGACAAGGCUGAGGCCGAGCUUGCUCAGAGUAUCAAGAAGGCAACGUCUCCAGAUGAAACUGCUCCAAAGCAGAAACAUAUUCGACGUUGCAUUGUCUACACUUGGGACCACCAUUCAUCCGCGCUCAUAUGGAGUGGUUUGAAGGUUCAACCUAUUCUAGCGGAUGAAGUACAGACUUUCAAAGCCCUUAUUAUGGUCCACAAGAUUCUCAAGGAUGGACACCCAGUGGUUCUGAAAGACGGUCUGAGAGAGACUGCAUGGAUUGAAACAUGUGCUCGCAGUGUUGCAGGAGACGGAAGCCGCGGUUAUGGCAGCCUUAUUCGAAAUUACGUAGAGCUUCUGUUGCACAAAUUGAAUUACCAUAGACAGCACCCAGAAUUCAAUGGUACUUUUGAAUACGAAGAGUACAUCAGUUUGAAGAAUAUUGAUGAUCCCAACGAAGGAUACGAAACCAUUAGCGAUUUGAUGAGCCUACAAGAUCGUAUUGAUCAAUUUCAAAAAAGAGUAUUUGCGCAUUUCCGACCCUCUUCAAAUAAUGAAUGCCGAAUCGCUGCUCUCGUACCUCUGGUCGAAGAAAGUUAUGGUAUCUACAAGUUCAUCACCAGUAUGUUGCGCGCAAUGCAUAGACGAACGGAUGCCGUAGACGCACUAAGUGAACUGAGGGCGCGUUACAAUUCGCAACAUUAUGCCCUUCUUCGAUUCUAUUACGAAUGCUCCAACUUGCGAUACUUAACAAGUUUGAUUAGCGUACCAAAGCUGCCGCAAGAUCCUCCGUCUCUGAUUGAUUCCGAUACACCAUCUUUACCUGCGCGUCCAAAGACAACUACUCCACCACCAGCUGCUGCAUCACCAGAGCCAGUGGUUGACUUCUGGUCCGAGAAUCAAGCCAAGCAGCAACGCGAGUAUGAAGAUGAACAACGCCGACUGCAACAACAACGCGAGGACGAGCAGAAUAAACAGAGGAUGAUGCAAAUGCAACAACAACGCGAAUUUGAGGAGCAACAAAGACUACAAGCUGAGCGAGAAAGACAGCAGCAGGAAGAAUUGAUGCGACAACAAAUGCAGCGACAUGCGGAAGGCCGUGUCAACGAAUUGGAGAGAGAACUGCUUGCUAUGCGCAAUCAGUUUGAGCGUGAUCAGAUGCUCCUUGAGCAGUAUGACAGAAGAGUAAAAGCUUUAGAAGAUGAGCUUGGCCAACUUAGCCAACAUGCACAACAACGUGAUGCAUCCAAGGAUGAACUUAUUAAAUCAUUGCAAGAUCAAAUCUCAAUGUGGAAGAAUAAGUAUGAAGCUUUGGCUAAGCUGUAUUCGCAAUUGAGACAAGAGCAUCUGGACCUUUUGGGCAAAUACAAGACUCUGCAACUUCAAGCUAAUAAUGCCAAGGAAGCUACUGAGAAACUGGAUGCUUUGCAAGCAGAAAUGCGUGCCAAGAACAUGGAGCUUGCUGAUCUCAUUAGAGAGCGAGAUCGUGCCAAGAACGAACUGACUCGUGUACAAGGAAGUCAACAAGAAGAACUUGAGCGCUUACGCCGUGAAUUGCGUGACUCCAAUGCUAGAGUUGAGGAUCUUGGUAAGAACAAGGGAGCCGAAGUUACAGCUCUCCUUGGCAAAUUCAACCGCGAAAAGGCUGAACUGGAAAGAAGCUUGACGGAAAAGCAAGCAUUGAUUGACGAGUUCUUAAGCCAACUUGAACUUCAGCAGGGCGAAGCUGAACGUAUUCGCAUGGAGAAAGAUGAAGAGAUUGCUAUCAUGCAGGCUGGCAUGGACGAAUGCUUGCAACAGUUGGCUGAUCUCCAGCAAAAUGUUGGAAGCAACGAAUCGACUUUGCAAGAACAAAUCGAUCGACUUGAAUCACAGCAAUCAUACAAGCUGAAUGAAAUUUUAGACAGCGUUUUGCAAACAUGUAUUCAAAAGGUCAAGGACGGUGUCUUCGAACUUGAAGCUCCUGGCCAGCAUGGAAAUGAAAAUGCUACUCCAGAGUUGACCUUGACAACCAUCGAGAAGGCUAGUAUUUCAUCUGUGGAGUUCAUGUCGGCUUUCAGCAAGUUUUUGGAUGGUACCGACUCAGGCAAUCAUACCGACGCCAUCAACUGCUCACUCAAUCUGGCGGAAGCAAUCGUAGAUGUCAUGGUUAAUAGCAGAGGUAUCACACGGUUGUCAGCUGGCGAUGAGGAAGCUGAAGAUAUUAUUCGCGUUACAAAGGCUUCAGCUGAGGCCGCCAAUACUUACUUCCUGAACAUGACAUCUACCUACAUCAAUAUGCUUCCCGCUGCCCAACGACCUGAAGUCGUCAUUCAAGGCGAUAUGAGAGUUCAAGAAGCUUUGAUGAGAGUAUCUCGCAAGGCAGAAGAUCUUAUCGCCAAGGGCGCCACUGAUAUCAACAAGCUCGGUGAAAGAGAAGUGGGUGAUUUGGUGGAGCAGGAAAUGUCCAAAGCGGCACGAGCAAUUGAGGAAGCCUCAGCCAAGAUUCAGGCGCUCCUCAAUAAGCCCGCCAAUCCAGAAUUCUCGGCAACCGAUCUACAAGUACACCAAUUGAUCUUAAACUCUGUCCUGGUAUUAACCAACGCGAUAGCGAACCUGAUCAAGUGCGCCACUGCAUCACAACAGGAAAUCGUUGCACAAGGCAGAGGCACAUCGUCCAAAGCAGCCUUUUACAAAAAGAACAACCGAUGGACCGAAGGUCUCAUUUCCGCAGCCAAGGCAGUUGCUGUGGCCACCAACUUACUCGUUGAAGCAGCUGAUGGUGUUAUCAGCAAGACCCAUUCUCUUGAACAGUUGAUUGUUGCCUCUAAUGAAGUUUCAGCGGCAACAGCCCAACUUGUGGCUGCUUCUCGUGUCAAGGCCACAUUUGCUUCCAGAACACAAGAAAGGCUGGAACUCGCAGCCAAAGCUGUAAAAGAAGCCGCUAAUGAACUUGUCAAGCAAGUCAAGCAGUUAGUGGCAAAACAGUCUCAGGACGACAACCUGAGAGUGGAUUUCAAUAACCUCUCUGUUCAUGAGUUCAAGCGACAAGAAAUGGAACAGCAAGUCAAGAUUCUCAAACUUGAUGCUGACCUUGUUCAAGCCAGACGCGUGUUGGCUGAAAUGCGACGAAGCGGUUAUCACACGGAGGAGACGGACUAGAGAGAUUUGGAAGGACGGCCCAACUAUAAACCAUGUUUGACUUGUAUCUUAUCGUUAGAGCCUCUUAUUUUGAAGCAUAUAGUCUCAACGAUUAGCGUUGAAACUUCGUUGGAAUUAUAAAGCGCGAUCUGCAGUGUGUUGUUUUGUGCACACCUUGGAAAUAUUCUCCUACUUUGCUUUGUCAUAAAGUCGCGUAAGGUGUCGCAAGACCCUGAACACAAGUAAGAACCCUGAAAUA